This is a messenger RNA of Gamsiella multidivaricata, 768 nucleotides long. RefSeq lists its product as uncharacterized. The transcript is spliced from 3 exons. Lineage: Eukaryota; Fungi; Mortierellomycota; Mortierellomycetes; Mortierellales; Mortierellaceae. Gene Ontology annotation, molecular function: DNA binding; zinc ion binding. The record is from RefSeq and is a predicted model, not a curated record. The coding region runs from base 1 to 768 and encodes 255 amino acids.
AUGGUUGUUAUCACAUACUGCGUGGAAUACGCCCAGUCUCAGAAGAGUGUCUGUUUGAAAUGCAACAAGGUGAUCCCGAACAAGUCUUUGCGGGUCGGACGCAUGGAGCGUCAGUCCGAGAAGGAGAAGAAGAAGUUUGCAAAGUUCCGGUGGUACCAUUUCAAGUGCUUUGAGAUCCCCGAGAUCAUGACCAAGAUCCCAGUGCACCUGAUCCGCGGACAAGUCGACCUCCUCGACAAAGACAAAGUACGCCUGGAACGCGUGAUCAAACUCGGAGUCGGAGCCUCAUGGUCCCAAAUUGUUGAGCAGCACAAAAAGAAGGCCCAAGAGGACGCGGACGCCGCCGCUGCCGAGGCCCUCGCCAAUGGCACACCCCUGCCUACUCCAUCUUCGAAAUCCAUAGACUCUGACGAUGACGAAAACGACGAUGAUGGCAACGGACAGAACGGCGGGAGGGAUUUCACGGCCCAGUUGACGGGUGAGGUCGACCGGAAACAGGAGCGGAAGAACCGAAAGGUGAAUAAGUUGAAGGCCAAGACUGAGGGAGCCAAGGUCGAGAAGAAGAAGCAACAGAAUCAGAAGGGCGCAGCAGUAUCGGCAUCAGGAACAAAAAGCAGCAGCAGCAGCAGCAGCAGUAAUAACAACAAGAGUGCAGGAGCAAGCAAAGGAGGAAAGGAAAUGUCGGCGGUCGAGAAGGCGAUUGCGGCCUCGAGGGCUGAUAGUAAAAAGAAAAUGGAGCAGAUGCAGAACAAGUUUGGGAAGAAGUAA